Messenger RNA from Trypanosoma theileri, 1248 nucleotides. RefSeq names its product putative dihydroxyacetone phosphate acyltransferase. Lineage: Eukaryota; Euglenozoa; Kinetoplastea; Trypanosomatida; Trypanosomatidae. The transcript has a single exon. The record is from RefSeq and is a predicted model, not a curated record. Bases 1 to 1248 code for a protein of 415 amino acids.
AUGGGUUUGGCACUUUGUCAUCUCUUUCCUCGUGAUGUUGUACUGCAGGCCGCUUUGUUAUUUCUUCUAGUCUCAUGUGUUCUGCAAGGGAUAGUGGUUGGGAACUACGGGAAAGAUACGGCAACGGGUACUAUUACUUUGAAGGGUCAAAGUACAGGUGCAUCAGAUGCAGUUCAUAUCGCUACAAAACCACUAAUAUAUACCAAUAAUGGAACUCAUGUAUGUGAAAUGUCAUCAAAUGUAGAUCUUGUUUAUGUGGAUUGUGCACGUUUUGUGGAAGGAUUUCAUGCGGUUUGUGGACUUUUCUUGUCUAGUUUUAUUUCUAGCGUAGUGGUAUUAAUUUUUUGUUCGUUUUGUGUAGUUCCUUUAAGUAAGACAACCACAAUAUUAAUCGCUACUGUGUUUGUUCUUUUUCUUAUUCCAAUUUCACUACACUCAGCGGCAAUUGGAAUGUUUUUUUCUCCUUGUGUACGAUAUGCACGAAGUACUGUAGGACGUGUUAUUUUUGCUGGUGAAGAUGUUAAAUUUCAUCGUUCUCAUUUAUCGAAUGUUGCUGUUGCCUCUGAGGCGUGUUUGGGUGUUGGGUUUCUCUUUACACUUAUGCGAUUUGUGUUGGCUGUACUAUUCCGACAGUCUGUGAAGCGACGUGCUAUUGUGCGGCGGGAUAUUGGACAUUUAAUGCAGCGCCAUAUUGUGAAUGAUGAUUGGGAGCGACAGCGGGCGGUGUUGCAGUCGCAUGCGCGGAGUGUGCAGUUGGAGAUGGUCAUUCGUGCCGAUGAUGAUGAUAAUAAUAAGAAUGCCUCAGAUGGUAAUAAUGAAGAGAAAAAGAAAAAGAGAAAGCGGGAGAUAUUUGAAUCUCCUGCUACAGCGACAAUGACGACAACGACGACGACAGCGACAGGUCUUUGUAGUGCUGGUGGAGAUGUUGGUAGUGUUAGUGCUGCUGUGGCGGCCGCAGGAACAGGAUUAAGUAAUAAUAAUAAUAAUAAUAAUAAUAAUAAUAAUAAUAAUAAUAAUAAUAAUAAUAAUAAUAAUAAUAAUAAUAAUAAUAAUAAUAAUAAUAAUAAUAGGGGAAAAGGUGGAGAUGUUAGGAAUUCCUCCUUGCAUGAGUCCGAUGCGGAGUUCACAUUUAGACCCUCUCGAGCACACUCCACCAUCUUUAAUGAUACAAUACGACAGGUGAGCAAUUCUUCACCAGCUGCUGAGCCAUUUUAUGCCUCUCGUACGGAUACAGGUACGUAUAGUUAA